Messenger RNA from Pezoporus flaviventris, 1276 nucleotides. RefSeq lists its product as uncharacterized. The record is from RefSeq and is a predicted model, not a curated record. NCBI's taxonomy places the organism in Eukaryota, Metazoa, Chordata, Aves, Psittaciformes, Psittacidae. The transcript is spliced from 2 exons. Bases 38 to 1180 code for a protein of 380 amino acids.
UCUGCCCUGGGCAAGGGUCUCGGCUUCUCUUUUUCCCAUGUUUUUUCCUCCCCAGUGCCCUUUCUGCCAGCAGCCAUCUUGGCCCCCAGUCCUGUGCAGGUCAGCACUGCCCAAGGAGCAUGGCGGGAGGCCAGGCCUGGCAGCUCUCCCUGCCCGGCUGCCCAGCUCGCUGCUCUGGGAGGGCCCUGCACAACUCCGACCCUCCAGGAUCCUUCCCUGGGGCAGUCUCAGGUUCGGAGCUUUUGUUGCGCUGCUGCCCCUCAGCCCUUCUACCUGUCCUGCCUCCCUUGCCCAGGUCUGGAGCUUGCUUGGACACGACCACAGCUCUUCCCACCAUGACAUCAGCAAGGACUGCUUGCUGGGACAGCUGCUGGGACGUCUCAUUGUUUGCUGGACUAGCAAGAUCUGGGCGAUCCAGCAGGAGGCUUUGGUUGCUCUUCAUCACCUCUCCAUAUUCAUCCAGCACCAAAAAUGCAUGACGUCACCUCAACCAGACAAUUGUCAUGAUCAUCCAGAGCAUCCCCAGGCUGGAGGGAAGAGGGAAGCAGGGAAACCCUCCUGUCUUUCUCUGUGCAGCACGAUUAGCAUGGCAAAGGUAAUGAGCUUCUUCCUUGCUGGGCCUCUUGUCUGGGGCAUCAGAACGAGACUGGUGCAAGCAAAGGGAUCCAGAACCAGCGGGCUUGGCAUGACCUCACUGUCCCUGGUCAGAGGGUUGCUGCUGUUCUGGAGCAGGGACUUCAGAGGGCUGCACUCCAGGGUCCCUCCUCUCUCACCUAGGGACCUCUCUUCUUAUCCUCUACUCCGCAACGACUGCAGCCCCUGCUGCCAGCUUUCCCGUGGGUCCUCUCGCCAGAGCUGCUCUCACUGCCCAGCUGAGCAGCACUAUCAGGGCACUCAGUGUAACACGUCUUCCCCGCCUUCCUCCUUCCUGCAGGCAUUUGAGGAAUACCUCCACCCUGCUGAUAAGACAGUCAUCAUCCUCAGGGCCAUACAGGCCAUGAGAGACUCAUGCGUAUGUGACAAGGAAGAGUUGAUCAGCGUCCUGAACGUGGCCAUGACAGAACCUGCCUCCUGGCUGACAGAGGUAAGCAGCCUGUGGCUGCCCUGUCCUCCAGUCCUUCCAGGCACUGUUCCUCCCUACAUCCCAUCUCCCCUCACCCAGGUGCUUCAGGCACCUUGAAGCCAUUUCAUGCCAGUAGAGUAGGAUGGGAAGGGCAGCUGUUUCAGCAGCAGCUGAGGAAAUGGCUGCAGUCUGGUGGCAGCACCACCCUCACCC